Messenger RNA from Ectocarpus sp. CCAP 1310/34, 5863 nucleotides. Lineage: Eukaryota; Phaeophyceae; Ectocarpales; Ectocarpaceae. The record is from the annotation of a GenBank genome assembly.
UCAACUCCAGCAAGACAUCAGCAUAUAUUUGUUCGGGGCCUUUGAGCAAUCAGUCGCGGGGUUGUGGUCGUGCGAGAUUUUUUGGGGGUGUGGACCGCCGCCAGCCGCUGGCUGAUUGGCGUUCACUUGGGGUCACUUGGUCCCUGGGCACUCUCUUUUUUUGAAAAACCUUCCGAGACAAGGCACACACACACUCAAGCACAUCGGCGAGCAGCGUAGUUGCGCGGCGGGAGGAGCGGAUCUGCGAUUGGGGUUUGUGUGGGCCGGGCAGGGGACAGAAGGAUUGAAGACGGCGGGGCGAGGAGGAGCUGUAUCAUCAUCAUCAUCAUCAUCUCACGCGCCAAUGGAUGCCUACGAGAAGCUCGAAAAGAUCGGGGAAGGGGCUUACGGCACAGUGUACAAGGCGAGGAUCAUUCGAACGGGGGAGGUGGUGGCGCUAAAGAAGGUCAAGCUGCAGGAGCAGGACGAGGGCGUGUCGUCCACCACGAUGCGAGAAAUCUCGCUCCUUCGGGAGCUGUGCCGCCAUCCUUGUGUGGUGUCCCUGUACGACAUCCAAUACGCCACCACUGACGUCUUGUACAUGGUCUUCGAGUACAUGGACCAGGACCUGAAAAAAUACCUGGACGGCCUCGCCAGAACGGGGCAGCAGCUAUCGCCCCAGAUCAUCAAGUCGUAUCUCUACCAACUGCUACACGCCGUGAGGUUUUGCCACAGCAACCGCAUCCUCCACAGGGACCUGAAGCCGCAGAACAUCCUCAUUGACGCGGAGGGCAACCUCAAGCUGGCGGACUUCGGCUUAGCGCGGGUGUUCACCGUCUCCACCCGGAAGUACACCCACGAGGUGGUUACGCUCUGGUACCGGCCUCCGGAAAUUCUUCUGGGCAGCGACUACUACGGCACCUCCGCGGACAUCUGGUCCGUGGGUUGCAUCCUCGCAGAACUCAGCAACUUGGACGUCCUGUUCCGGGGUAGCUCCGAAAUCGACCAGCUCUUCAAGAUUUUCCAGUCGCUGGGCACGCCGGGGGAAAGAGUGUGGCAGGGAGUGACGUCACUGAAAAACUACUCGACCGCGUUCCCGAGGUUCGUGGCGAAGGACAUCAGGAGAAGAGUCCCCAGGAUGGAAGCCGAGGGCGCGGAGCUGCUGAGGCAGAUGCUCGUGUACAAGCCGAACUCCCGCAUCACGUGCGCGGAAGCGCUGCAGCUGCCGUACUUCCUGUCCGUUAACCCUCGCACCGCGAUGCACGUCGCCGGCCAGCGCUCGGCCCCCUCCCCGCCAUGAUUUGAGGGGUGGGGGGGCGUCGAUGGCGUGUGUGUUUGUAUGUGUGUUGCUCUGUAUGUCUUUACUUGGCAUCGACCGCGCUAGCCGGCUAACCAAUGAUAAGACGUCAGGCUGGUAGCGGGCGUUUGAGGUGGUGGUGGAUAUGCACGAUUGGUGUUGACUGAAGAUGCCUCCGGCCUGGUACAAGACAUGCGGCGGCGCGGUGACGAUGAUGGUGUUGGGCCGUUAAGGUACUGAAGGGGUUUCCUCGGAGAGACAGCCGUCUGCUUGUGUGGACCCGCGCAGGGUUGGCAGGGGCCCGCCGCCGCGGAGUGGAUAAGGUGGGCAGGUGAAAUAAGCGAGUUGCAUUUUUUGUUUUUUUCUCUUCUUUUUGUUUCGUUGUCUUCUGCUGGGUAUCGUCGUUUUUUGUCAUCUGUGAUAUGUGCCCACUAGCGGGCAGGGGGAGGGAGAUUGGGAACUAGUAGAUGGAGGAGAACCCGGCGGUCAUUCUGUUCAACUCCCUCCCUUUCUCUCUCUGUGCGUUUUACUUGUCCUUUUGAGUUAUGUGACCGGAAGAUAGUAAUGAGCUUGAAAACAUCCUGGGGCCAAAUAGCCGUAUCGCCGCAGGGGUAGAUUUAAGAAGGUGUGCCGUUGGGUCUGGCCGCGCCGUUUGUGCGGUCCCAUAUACGGCGCGGCCAAAUCGUUUCCUUCCUUCCCCAAACGCUCGGUCCUAUACCAGCGGGGAUUAGUCUGGCAAUUAGCUUCUUUUACGAGACCGGGGGGAGGAAUGGGAGGGAACUUCAAAGUAGAUUACGGGGAGAGCCAUCUCGUUGAAGAUGGGCACAGGACGGUGGUCUUUACUACCCAUGUUGUGGAUUGGAGACAACCGUGGGAGGCAUGAGGGACGGGGGGAGACAAGUUGGGGGUGGUUGGAGAAUAUGGGGGGGGGGGNGGGGGGGGGUUGGGCGGGAGACGAGAGGGUCUUUUAGGAAAGUUCUGUUUCUUCCUUCCGCUAGGUCAUGUUUUGUAUUCCUGAAUAAUAGUAUAUCUCGGUUUGUUGUGUCUCGCCCGACCUCCUCUGGUGUUGUGCUGUUGCGCCGUUGUUGCGGCGUGCCCGCGUGUAGCGGUUAUGCUAGCAGCAGCAGCAGCAGCAGCAGCAGCAGCAUCCGGGUUGGCUGGUGGGCGAGCGGUUAGUGAAAGAGAGGUGAGGAUUAGAACGAGAGGGAGAGCAGGCGUAUGAUGAGGUUGCUCAAAGCCCCGAGGCGACAGACAACCGCUGACUGACCAAUCACACCCGUGCUCCGCUUUUGGUGGUGGUUGUUGACGGUCGCGCUCUGUGGUAUCGCGUUUCGCCCCUUCCUUCUGUUCUUGAUUUUUUUUCGAGUCCUCCGCGGUGAUGGUGAUGGUGAUGGUGAUGGUGAUGGUGAUGGUGAUGGUGAUGGUGAUGAUCGUGAAGUGCCGUUGGACCGUAGGACCGUCUCCUUGCAGACUAUCCAGCCCAAGAAAGAAGGGGGGGGGGGGGGGNCCCCCUCCCUGCAGUGGUGAUGAGAUGACUUGCGCGGAAAGGUAGUUUGACCAAUCACGAAACUGCGUGCCUCCUCCUUCGUCUUUAUUUCGCCCAUGUGCUGUUUCCACCCGUAGGGCUCAUUUCCAUCCUGUAUAGUGCGUGACUCUGCGUUUGCGCGCUUGUCUUGUGUUGCUUUUCUUUGUGUGUGUUGUGUUUGCAAAACGCGAGCUUCCUCUUGCGGCGUUUUUUUUUUUUUGUUUGCCCCUCUGCUGAGAAGGACGUUGUGAUGUGCUUUUUCCGAUCCUGAAGACAGGCUCCGUUUUUUUUUUAUCUCGGGGGAUGGCCUGCAGAUCGGCAGGCAGGCGUCUCACGCAGAGCACGAGGGUGGGGUGAGAGAGAUCAGGGAGGGGGGUUGGGAGGAAUAUAUCCACCAACACGGGUUCGAGAGCGCGCGCCCCAAGACCUCGUUUAGUAUCCAACAGAGACAUCAUGAUGCACACUGCUGUACCGUGCGUUACCGACGAAUGAGCUCGAGCGCCUUUCGUUGGCGACAGUUGCUGCUGUGUGCGCGUGUCGUCUGUGUUUCUUCUUGGCACGUUCGUGCUUGGCAAGGUGCGGAAGCGACGGACGGGCGGUGUGGAGGUGGAAGGUUAAGGUUUUCUCUUUGCAAUAUGGUACGUUGGAGGUGCGUGGGAUGUGUGUGUUCUUUGGUCAGCAUCGACCGCCGUACCCGGCUGGCCGAUGAAGGGCAACAUGUCUCGUGUGUUUGUCCUUGUUUUUUCUCUUUAUUUUUUUCCUGAUUCACUGCUUUUGGUUCAUCACGCGUUGGAAAUGAUGUCGAUGUACGGAUUCCCUCGAAGCUGAGGCAGUAGAUGGUGUACAUGUGAGCUGCCGGCGGCGGCGGUGGUGACGGUUGUGGUUAUCUCCGACGUGUGACGACGAUGCACAGUUUGCGCACCAACCUGGUGAGACAUGCUGACGAAGCCAUGGAUAUUGGCGGGAUUGCUCUAUCACGUUGGCUCUCGAGCAGCAGGUAAUACACGUUCUCUGUUUUGCGGUGUUGAUCGUCCCCGUCUAUCCUGGCGUCAGGCUACAGCAGUACAUCUCUCGGUAGACUACAUAAGUUUGAGUAUGGCGUAUCCGCUGGGGUCAUGUAGGCAACAGGACGCUUUUCGUUUUGUUUUUUGUUUGUUAUCUACCUACUCGCCCCUCGGCCUUCCGAGCGGACUCGGUUUUGGUAGGGAAGAAGGGGGCGUUCGUUCAUCAUGGCUGGGUGUUGUCUCAAGGCGUGCUUUCUGUUGACUUUGUGUUUUGUGUGUUCUUCAAGGCCUCGCUCCGAACCUUCCCUUUGUGCCUUGAGUGCGCCUGUCGCUGGAGAGAGGGUUUGUGUGUGUGCAUACGUUGCUUUCUUUCCCGCUGUGUAUUGCUGGAACUUCCUACGGUGUGACGUUCCCCUCGCAGCAUGUAUGUAUGCGCUGUUGUUGUUUUGUAGAAGGGUGUCGACAAACAUGUACCCAAUGUAUUCUCGACCGCGCUACGAUUUUUGCUGCCUGCCACGGCCCAGCAAACGCACAAGAUGUUUGCUCCGAUACUAUUGAUGAAACGAUAGGGGGUGUUAUCCUGCGCUAUUCUACGACCUGGUUGGUCAGUGGCUUGUGUUUAGAUCGAUCAAGUCAAUGUACACGUCGCACGGUGCGCUUUUUGAGAUGUUUCGUUUGUUUUGUUUAAUCGUGCGUGUUGCGCUGCUUCGUCCUUGUCUUGGCCUGCUCUCUUCUUGUUGUUAACGGUUUGUUUUUUAUGUUAUGGUGAAAGAGUGCGCAUAAGUGCAACGGGCCCACCGGCUUGUGGCACAUAGACGGGGAGCGGAGCCACGUGAUGGACCAUCGGGGUACCGUACAUAGGGGCCGGGGGCUCGGAUUGGUGAUUUUGAUGCACGACAGCGGCAGCACAAGCACCAGCAAAGCAAGUAGCGGUUGAAGGAAGAGUAGACGAUGAUCAUCAUUAUUGCUGCAACUCACCAACGGUUCAGAUACGAUUGAUGGCUCUUCCCGCCGUUUGGCCGAGUUUCCCCUCGUGGGCAUGAUGCAUGUUGAGGCCAGUUGACGGAAAGGCCAGGCGGUAGACGUGAUCCGUCCAUUUCGCGACAACGGGUUCUAGAUUAGCCUUGCUACUGGAAUUCGCGUCCGAAAUAAUUGUUGCGCUCGGUAGUUACGACAUGCACGAAGAAGGUGAUUUGGAGGCGCUACACGAUGAUGAUCGAUCAUCAGCCACGCACGGCGUGCCGACAGCAGUCAGUUGCUUCCAAAUCUUUGUUAUUUUUGUCAUAUCAACCGUGCGGUCGAGAAAGGAAACGCGCCUAGCUGUGCAUUAGGGUACAAGCAGCAGGCUGCUGCCGGCGUGCAGACCACAAUACUCACUUUAUCACUCGUCGCACUGCAUUCGAGCUGCUACUUGCAAUUGCUUUUUGUGCCGUGUUUCGCCGCAACAUAGGUGGUCGCCUGUCGUGUUUGCAUGCACGAAGAUCGAAUAACAAUGCAGAGCAAGGGGGAGGGAGAGGGAGGGAGAUGAGAGUAAGUUAUGAUGAUGUCGUCGGCUUGUAAUGCCCGAGGAAUCGAAUGCUGAGGGAGGAUUGAGAGGGCGCGAGCGAAAGCGACAGCGUACGUAGUGUCGUCGACUCUGAGCAUACAGCAGGGUCCAAUGCAAGGAGGAGGGUGAGAUAGAGAGAGAGCGUGAGGUCGGCGACAACGGUAGAAAUCAUGCCCACUAGAACAUCAGCGUUGCGUGGAAGUAUCACUGCUACUACGCCCCAAUUGAACUUUUUUUUUUUUCGAACUUCGUGAUCUGACCUUACUUUGCCUGCGACCGUCAAACACCGUUUUUGGUGAGAGCUGGAUCGCUGCCUCUUUCUCCCUCUCUGUAUCAACUUGGGGUUAAUACGAAGAUCGCUGAGAGGAAGAGAAGAACGGGUAUCACUCACAACGAGUAGUAGAUAGACGAAAAUAAACUACAUCAAUUUUUACAAUAAUAACGAAAUCGUUUUUUCGUGUUGUUUUUUGCUGGUCGAUGAAAUAAUGAGAGAAGAAAAUGAGCUCUUCGAU